AUGGACCCGCGUGACUCGGGGCGCAUCCUGGACCGCGCUCCGCCACUGAGUUUCUUCGAGAGGGCCUACGAGGCUUUCGAGGGUGCUCCCUGGGAUGUGGGAAUUCCCCAGCCAGCCCUGGCUGUCGCACUGGCUGAUGGCGAACUGCUGGGUCCUCGGAUUCUCGACGUUGGCUGUGGAACCGGAGAGAAUGCAGUCUUCCUUGCAGAAAACGGAUUCGACGUCACUGCCUUCGACAUUGUGCCGGCUGCUGUGACUCUUGCACGCCAGCGAUUGCAUGCAGCCGGGAAGAUGUCAGGGUCGAUGCGCGUUCCUCCGCCGCAGUUCAACUUUGGUAGAUGGAUCGGUGGCAGGGGCACUGCGAUGCCAGUCUUCCAAGCCGAUGUGUUUGCAAUGAGCGAAGUACCUGAAAUUACGGACCUCCUAUACGACACCGUCCUUGAUUUUGCUGUUUUCCACGGAAUUGGUGACGACGAGGCGCAGCGUGACGCGCUCCGUGCCACCGCCGCGUGUGUCAGAGAGGGCGGCCGUUUGCUUCUCCAUGCCUUCUCCGAUGGAAAUGCAGGAUAUGGAUGGACAGGUCCUCGCCGCACGACAGAAGACCACCUGCGCAAGCAACUGGCGGAAACGGGUUGGAUUGUCCGUUCCAUCACGGCGAGGCCCUACACGUAUUACGACUGCACGAGACGCUGCUGUGAUGAGAUGGAUGCACUUUUCGUAGUAGCUGAAAUCCUGGACACUUGCGCGUCGAUUCGAGCACUGUGCCUUUAUUUGGCUUUUGCCAGUGUGGUUCUUUUCUGGGAAGUUGUAGAGGUGUUUCGAACCGACAGGGAGAAGGAUUUCUUUCUGCCCACACGGGGUUGCUGUGGUUUGACUGUCGCCCUGGCGCUUGGCCUGCGGCAUGCCUACCCUUUGGAGGUCUUGCCCUUCGUGCCGAAGCCCUGGGGUUUGCAAUGCCAGCACCUGCCCUUCGGCCUCGUCUCGGCCUGCGUGGUUUUGGGGCUUCUGGGGCCUGCUUGGCUGCUCCCUGAGUGGCCCUUCGCACCUUUGGCCUUCUUCUUCGCGUGGUUUCACUUGCGCUACCUGCACUGGUUUCCUCAUGCCAAAGCGCAUGGGGACCAUUCGCCAGACUUUGUUUUCGCGAAUCUGUUUCCGCAAGCUUUGCGUCCGGUGGUCAGUGCAGUUGGAGCCCUGUCCCACAACUUGGCCUCCACAGCAGCCCCUGGCCUUCUGCGAAUACGGCAGCCGGAGGAGGAUGCAGAGAAGGGCGAGGCCAUCGUCUACGAUCCCAGUCGUGUACAGGACGGUGGAGCCGUGCUCUGGAACUCAGCUCCGGGAAUGAGUCUCACCGCAGCCACCUCUUCGACCCCCUGGCCUGCCCCGCCUCCGUGGCCCGUGCAAGCUGGGGAUCCACUUCCCGGCGCACCCGGUUCCAAGGAGUAUGACGCCCGUCGUGCCAAAGCUUUGAAAUUGCUGGACGAAUCCAUCAGCUCCUUGCUGGCGCCGCAAGCUUCGGGUCCUUCGGCGGAGCCGGGCGCGGGUUCUACCGCCUCAGCGCUCGCCAACGGUUCCAGAGAGGAGCCAGAGCCAAGGCUGGGUGGUGCAAGACGUGUUUGCUUUCAGGUUUAG
Messenger RNA from Symbiodinium sp. CCMP2456, 1629 nucleotides. The record is from the annotation of a GenBank genome assembly. Lineage: Eukaryota; Dinophyceae; Suessiales; Symbiodiniaceae.